Molecule: messenger RNA, 1670 nt
Organism: Daldinia caldariorum
Lineage: Eukaryota; Fungi; Ascomycota; Sordariomycetes; Xylariales; Hypoxylaceae
Exons: 2
Coding region: 551-1348 (265 amino acids)
Source: RefSeq, a predicted model, not a curated record
GAUUAGGAUAAACUAUAAACUCUGACCGCAUUCGUCAUCGUUAAUUUUCAUGUACCUACUAGAGCUAGCUAUGGUCAUUAGGUAGGUGGUACCCAUCUUUUUUACGUUUAGUAAGGAACUACGUCUAUCACUUACAUGUUUGGAGGCCAUUGAUCUUUAAUGAGGUACCUUUUAAGUAACACUGAUUCUCUUUCAUUGACCGACCGCCUAAAAGAAAGUGAUACACACUUGUUCACCCUAACCCACCUAUUAUUUUGAUCUCCAAGCCUUCUGUUCUUCCCCGGUCUAUCUAUAUUAUUGCUACUCCUUGCACAAUUUUUUUUCUCUUGCCUAGACCUUUUCUAACCUUAUCCCCGGAACCUCGGAACCUCUGGAUAGGUAGCCAGCUCUCCAUCUCAAAAACUCUACUCAACUCACACCACAACACGACACACCAUACCUCACACUUCUCACCUUUCCCGGCCCAUCAUCUCACAACGUACUACUACUACUGCUACUGCUCCGUAUAACUGCCAUUUGAUCGUACAAGUUAAGCAAACACACCGCCAUCAUGGGCGCCAAAACGGGUCUCGCGCUCAAAGUAGUGCAAUGGUUCAUCCGCGGCGUACAGUUCUGCUGCAGCGCUCUCAUCCUCGCGCUCUUCUCGUACUUCCUCGCGGUGCUUGCUAACCGUAACCUGCCCAUACCGACGUGGACGCGCGCCGUUGAGGGUAUUUCGGGAAUCGGUGUGCUGUAUACUAUUCUUGGUCUGCUGCUCCUGUGCUGUUUGGCUGGUCACCCUUUCACCUCUUUCAUCGCCAUCGUCUUGGAUAUCUGCUUCGUCGGAUCUUACAUCUACGUUGCUAGCGCCACUCGUGGAGGAGCCAGCAGCUGCACCGGCACCGUCGAUACGCCUUUCGGCACCGGUCUCGCUGAUGACUUGAUCAACAACCAGAACCCUAGCUACAGAGUCGUGUGCAAGAUGGAAACAGCUUGCUUCGCUGUCUCAAUUGUAGCAAUUGUCUUCUUCAUCUUCUCUGCACUCCUUGAGGUUGUCCUCGUCCGCCACCGACGUAAGGAGCACCGUUUUGGCCCUAGUCCGGCCAACAACUACACGUCAGGCUACGGCAACCGUCGAGGUCUAUUCGGACUCUUCCGCAGAAAAAAGACUGUAGAAAGCACAAAUCCUAACAUCUUGCCUGAGCACACCCACCCGGACCAGAUGCGCCCGAGCUACAACACCGAGACUACGGCUAUCGGUCAUGAAAAUGGUGCGCACAAUAACAAAUACCAGUACGACGGCCAAGUUGCUUACCCCGAGACCGGUACCGCAACAGCACAUACUACUCCGGCCGGUUACCGCUACUAGGCGAACGCAGUUCUUCCGAAAAGGGGGAGCUAUUGAUGAAAAUUGAGGGUAUGGUACCCUUCUAAGGGGAAAUAUAUUUAUGAACUGGGAGUGAUACCCUGCACGGGAUUGGCAUUGGAAAUGUUAUCGCUCGCUGCUUUAUAUGAAUUCUGAUGAAAAUUGCUAAGCAUGGCUAGGACUUACGGGCUGAGUCGUAAUUAACGGUGUCGAGUUCCUUGGUCGUCUACUAUAAACGCAUGUAACUGUAACGUAAGGACUCUUAAGCUAGCAUUAAUACUGCUUAACUGGUAUGAAUAUAAUAGAACGAAGUCAAAUAAGAAAU